AUGUUACCUCGUCAGUACAAGCUGAUGAUACUAGAAGAAACAUCUUCAGUUCUUGGUGUACUAGAUUCAACUGCUGGUAAAGUACGAGGUAAUCGACCAUGUCCAAAUGGGGAGUGGUUAUUACGAGUUGAUACUCCUCAUCACAGGGCCGAAUUUAAUCAUAUAAAUAUUAAUCCACGAUUGACCAACGUUCCAGAUCCUCAUGUUCAAAUUCCGCAAAGUGUAGUCACAAUUAGUAAAGAAGUAGCAAAAACAGCUAAAUUUAUGGAAAAAGUCAACAAAGUUGCCCUUCCAGUGGCUAUGGCACUGGAUACUAUACGAUUUAGUUGUGCUAUUUAUGAUGACAGCAAACGGGGCGAUAAAAAGCAAAAACAAACGAAAUUAACUGUUACUUCUAUUGUUGGUGGAUGGAUUGAUGGUGUUGCUGGAACAUAUGCAGGAACGGAAGUUAGUGAAGUCAUUGGAGGUCAUGUAGGUGCACUUUUCGGUGGUGUUGGUGCUAUUCCUGAAUAUUUUACACUCAACAUGGAAUUGGAACUUGUCGUUUCUUCGAAACACUGGAUUAUCAAACCUGGUUUUUCUAAAACGGUUUACGAACCUGCUUUGGUGAACACUUGGGAAAAUACAAUGAAAGAUAUUUUAAUAUUACACCUAGUCCACCAUCCUAUGCUUCUUAUAGCACCUCAUCCAUUGACUUCUCUUGAAGGUGUUCUGUCGAAUGCCGAAACAAUUAAAUUUCAUAAGAAUAUCGAAUAUUCGAUCAUUGUUUUACAUCCUGGAAAUGUACAUGACAAAGAACUGCUUACAACUGCAAUGGAUAGUAUUGAAUUCGAAUGUGCAGGUUUAUGGUUUGUUGUAUACAAUCAACCUUUGCCUAUUUCCACAGAUUUCAUAUUAAAAACACUCAAACUUAUUCGUGAAAGUAAUCAUUUCAUUUCAUUAUCUGAUAUUGAUGUGGAAUUAUUAGCAUGUGUUGCAGAUGGCCAAGAAUUAUUGUGGUUGAAUCCUGGAUCAGAAAUUUCAAUAAAUGAAAUUUUAUAUUUAUUGAAAUUACAUAAAUGGGAAGUAUCAAUGGAAGGAACUAUUGAACAAUAA
Messenger RNA from Rotaria sp. Silwood1, 1095 nucleotides. Lineage: Eukaryota; Metazoa; Rotifera; Eurotatoria; Philodinida; Philodinidae. The record is from the annotation of a GenBank genome assembly.